Messenger RNA from Anoplopoma fimbria (sablefish), 4094 nucleotides. RefSeq names its product SH3-domain kinase binding protein 1 (gene sh3kbp1). NCBI's taxonomy places the organism in Eukaryota, Metazoa, Chordata, Actinopteri, Perciformes, Anoplopomatidae. Gene Ontology annotation, molecular function: protein binding. The record is from RefSeq and is a predicted model, not a curated record. Bases 198 to 2036 code for a protein of 612 amino acids. The transcript is spliced from 19 exons.
GAGAGAGAGAGAGAGAGAGAAAGAGGGAGGAAUGGUUUCAUCCGACGCUCCUCCCGCUCCAGCGCUGCUUUAGCGGAGCUACUCGAGCAGGAGGUUGGGUCUCGGUCCGGCACAAACCUCACAACAACCACCUCUCCCCCGUUACCGACCCGCCUGCAGGAGUCCACCGGGACCACCGGGACCACCGGGACACAUCAAUGGUGGAGGCCGUGGUGGAGUUCGACUAUGAGGCUCAGCAGGACGAUGAGUUGAGCCUGACGGUGGGCGACAUCAUCGUGAACAUACGGCGGGACGAUGGAGGAUGGUGGGAGGGCGAGCUGGGCGGACGCAGGGGCCUCUUUCCGGAUAACUUUGUCAGGGAGAUCAAGAAAGAGGGAAAGAGGGAUGGAGGACAGGCGAGCAUGAUCAGGUCUGAGCUCUCCAAUGGGAGAGCGAGCCCCGUGUCCGACUCCAGCGUACGACCGGGCAGGAAAGUAGAGCAAAUCCGUAAGCGGAGGUGUAAAGCGGCGUUCAGCUACGUGCCUCAGCAUGAAGACGAGCUAGGGUUGAAAAUAGGAGAUGUCAUCGAGAUCAUAUCAGAGGUGGAGGAGGGCUGGUGGGAGGGAUUUCUAAAUGGGAAGACUGGAAUGUUUCCCUCCAAUUUCACCAAAGUCAUCCAGACCGAGUCGGAAACUUCCUCUCUGAACACCUCGCAGGAGGAGCUGCGCAGCAACCGCACCAGUAAGGACAGCCCAGGCAGUGAAAGUGAUGGAUGCGACAGUCGGUCAGAAACGGGGUCCGGAGAGGUCCAGCCCAAGAAGGUCCGAGGGUUUGGCUUUGGUGACAUCUUCAAAGACCAGCCCAUCAGGCUCAGACCACGCUCCAUGGAAGUGGACUCAGAGGUGGACAAGGCCAACGAGGGGAAAGCAGUGAGUGUUGCCGCGGAAACCAUGAAGACCGAACCUGAUGGCAAAGCCAAAGGACGGGAGCUAUGUAAAGUCCUCUUUCCAUAUGAAGCACAAAACGAAGACGAGCUGUCACUCAAAGAGGGGGAAAUCAUCAACAUCAUCUCCAAGGAUUGUGCUGACGCAGGCUGGUGGAAGGGGGAGAUCGGGGGACGGCAAGGUGUCUUCCCAGAUAACUUUGUCAAGCUGCUAGACGUGGAUAAAGAGAGACCAAAGAAACCGCCUCCUCCCAGUGCACCUACAGCUAAACACACCACAGAGAGAAAGUCGGAUGUCAAGAAGGUUCCUCCUGAGAGACCUGAACACCUGCCGCAGAGAGACCAGGAUCGAGGUGAAGAAUUGAAGCUUGGAGAAAUCCCCAAGCCCUCCCUCCCAUCUACCCUUCCAAAGAAACCCCUCCCCCCAAAGACAAGCGCCUCCUCUUCCUCCCAACCCCCGCGUCCUGAGCGUCCUGAGAGACCACCCACUCACACGUCUGAAAGCCCCAAGUCAGAGGGCAGGGCUUCGACACCAGAUUCUGCUCCUGACAGGUCACAUGACCCGGAUGUGGACCUCGACGUCGUGGUGGCGUCAACAGAGAAGCUGAGUCAUCCAACGGCGUCACGGCCGAGAGUCACAGACCGCCGGCCUCGAUCACAGAUCCUCACACCAUCUUCCCUGUCCAGUAUCGACCUGGACUCUCCUCCAGUGAUGGAGAGGAAGGAAAAGAUGGAGCCGGAGUCGGUCCCCUGCAGACCUGUAGAGGUUUCCCUGAGGAAAGGAGUCCCCACCGUCUCUGUUCCUGACAGUAAAGCACCGCUGCCCACCAAGCCCUCUGUCCUGGCCCUGCCGAACGCCGGCCAUCGCCCCGCGUCCCCGUCUUCCUCCCAGGUUCUGAGCCCCUCCCCCGAGCUCAGGCAUUCACCUCUGACCCCCCCGACACUGGAGGAACUCAGGAACCAGCUGAGAGACCUGAGGUCCUCCGUAGAACUGCUGAAGAGCCAGCACAGGCAGGAGAUGAAGCAGUUGACCAACGCGCUGGAUGACGAGAGGAAGAUCCGUGUUAGUUUACAGAUGGAAGUAGAGCACAUAAAGAAGAGCCUGUUGAAAUGAAGACUAAAGCGUCCUCUUAACGCCACAUUGGAGUCCAACACUUGAAAACAUUCUCACUGUUGGCCGAGACACUUCAGCCAAAACAAAGUUUGUGCCAAACGAUCGUGAGGAUCAACAUCAGCAACAAUACACAGAACCAUGGAAUCAUCCACCUUCCCCCUUCUGAUGUCGCCUUAUCCAGCGUUUACUUCUUUAUUUUUUUUACUAUUUUAAAGAGGCUUCUCUUGUUAAGUUUACUGCUAUCUUUUCAAAGCUUGCUGUGCCACCGGUACUGUCACUGGCUGUGUGUCGCCCACGGUUACGGAACGAUGACCCAGAGGCUGCCGUGGCGGCCUGGCUGGUACUUCUUGUUUUCUAAGUGUAAAGGAGACUCGACCUUCGUAGCCCGGUUGGUUCAGACGACCUCUGUGCUGGUCUGUGUCCACUCUGCGGCCUUUGCCUCUUCUCUGUGUGUGAGUGUGUGUGAGAGUGCUUUGUUUUCCCAUCAAUGUGGGGACCAAGCGUCAGAUUGGGGGGACAUCUUUGAAAAGUGAGGUUGUUUUGGGCCGAUAAUGACUUUUUCAACGGGCAACAUUAUGGUUAGGAUUAAGGUUGAUCAAAGCCUAUACUUUGAAGCACAUAAUUAGCAUUAAGGUUAAAUUGUUUUACACACUGAGCUUGAUGUUUCUAUCGUACACUGCAGGCGGAGGAUUUUGGAAACAUCAGCCAUUAACAGCCCUGACCUUUUUCUUCUUGAUGUCCUAACUUUAUAACUUGCAGUCAAAUAUUCAACCUUUUAGGAGAAUAUAAUUAUAAGCACAUCGUGAUUCUUCCCCCUAUUGGUUUAAUUAAGUAUUACCAACACGACAAGUGCUGAUACUAUAGGUGCUAACUAAAGGAAUAGUUGGUUAUUUUUGGAACUACGCUUAUUUGCUUUAUUGACGGGAGUUAGAUGAGAAAAUCAAUGCCACUCUAAUCCCUAAAUGCUAAAUGUGAAGCUACAGCCAGCAGCUAAUUAGCUUAGCUUAGCAUAAAGACUGGAAACAGGGAGAGAACAGCUAGCCCUAAAAACCAAGCUCUAAAACAAGAGUUUUAAAAACGACAUUUUGUGGUUUUACAAUGACAAGACCUCAGAAGGUGACUACUCUCGACCAAGAAAUAGUCUUUUAAAUAAUCCCCGUAAAACCACAAUAUGUUACUUUUACACUUUUUUUUUGGGUAUGAAACAAAAAGAUAAUAUGCAAAUUAUUAAUCUUUACAGGAGCUGCUAGGGCUGAUUUUAUUACCUUUUGACGGAGCCAAGCUAUCCAUCGCCUCCUGUUGCAAUCUUAAUGCUAAGCUAAGCUAACUUAGCCUCCUGGCUGUAGCUUUAUAUUAACCACAUGUGAGAGUGGUAUCAAUCUUCACAUCUAACACAGCUUGAAAGCAAAAAAGCGCAUUUCCAACAAUGUCAAACAACUUCUUUGACAAAAUCCAAUACUGCCCUGUGAUAUUUGGCUGCAAAUGAAUGCAAAGAAAAGCACAUGUCACUGCAUGAACACGCCUAUUUAUGAUAUAUGUCAUGUGGAGCGUAUUGCCUUCUGGACCAAAACAUAUUAUUUCACCUUCUUUUGCUUUUGCACUUUUGCACCAUGAUUCCAGAAACCUCAAGAUACAAAUAAAGAAAAAGGCGAUCCAUGUGUAUCUGAUGUUCCUGGUGCUGUUUUGGCAGCAGAUGAAGAGUAGAGACAGGGUUUGAGGAAUGUUAGUCAGUGAAAGAACCUCAAAGGUAAACCAAGAUAAAAAUGUGUGUGUGGUAGCAUGUACGGCUGUUCGCCUCCCUUCCUUUUAUGUGCACAGAAUCUAUGGCAACCCGUCACUGUGGCCUUCCUGUUCUUGACUCCAAAUCUUUCUUUUUCUUUCUUUCUUUCUGUCUAUCUUUUCUUUCUUUCUGUCUUUCUUUCUUUCGUAUGACAACGAGAAAACUGCUACAACUGAGUCUACAAAUUGUUUUCAUGACUUGGUCCUUUCUCUCCAGGAUAGUGAUAAAUAUAUAUACUUUUAUAUUUCAGUGUAAUAAAGAUGCUAUUAUGUACUGUA